ACGGUCAAUGAUACCCGUGUUCUGCUGAAGCAAAAUGUUCACACAGGCUUGUAUGUUCCGUGGUUUGUGGCAUCUUUCUGUAGGAGGCAUUCAGUCCAUUUCACAUAUGUUACAUCAUUCAAUCCUUUCAACUUCGAACAUUCCGACACGUCUUGCAUCGAUUUCGUGGAAGAGAAUACUGAUGCAGCAACAGCCCUGGAGCACAUCAUGGCUAUAAAAUUAUUCACUGAUCGUUUGUUGCGUGGUUUCAACAAUGCCUUAAUUUGUCGUUUGGGAUACAUUGUUGGUGAUGACGACAUAUCAGGAAAUUUUAAGCACAUCAUGGCUAUAAAAUUAUUCACUGAUCGUUUGUUGCGUGGUUUCAACAAUGCUUUAAUUUGUCGUUUGGGAUACAUUGUUCGUGAUGACGACAUAUCAGGAAAUUUUAAGGUAAAAGGAAAAGAAGCUAACUGCAGUAUGGAUACAUCAUUGGUGCAACAGCUUUAUCCGAACGUGCGAACCGGACAAGACGCCAUUGCAGACUUAAUCAAACGAAUUGCACUGAACAAACAAGCUAAUUAA
Gongylonema pulchrum is the source of this 561-nucleotide messenger RNA. The record is from the annotation of a GenBank genome assembly. NCBI's taxonomy places the organism in Eukaryota, Metazoa, Nematoda, Chromadorea, Rhabditida, Gongylonematidae.